AUGGAAAGGAAGUGUGUCCAUGAAGCCCUGUGCCUGAAACUGGGACCUUCUCAGUCAGCCGUGGAUUCUGGGUACCAUUUCUCCAUAUUAUUAAGGAAUCCACUUUUCCAGCAAAAUCUGAGAUCUCAGCCUUGCACGAAGAUGAGAGAAGCCAAAUUACCCUCCUUUUCCAACUAUGCACUGCAAUGGUGUUUCAUGCAGCUGAGCAAGGAAGAGUUUCAGAUGUUUAAGGGACUGCUCAUGGAAAAAGCUUCCGAAGUGGCAGUGUGCUCCUUUCCAUGGGUUGAGGUGAACAACGCCGACAUGGAACAUCUAGCCUCCCUCUUGCAUGAGCAUUAUGAAGAAUCUCUUCUCUGGAAAAUAUCCAAUCACAUUUUUGAAACGAUGGGCCUGUCCACACUCUCUGAGAAGACUUUCUUCAAAUGUUGUUUCCUGUUUUUGUUCUCCCUUCCCCUGUCCAACUUGGGCCGUGGAGAUAAGACAAGGGACUACAAGGGCUACGUGAUGACAAAAUUUGCUGCAAAGUCGGAUGAAUUCCAUGGUUUUGAACACCUUGCCUCUGACUGUCCAGAAAUGCAAAUGUUGCUGGGAGCUUUUAAUCCAGACCAGACGGGCUUCCAGCCCCGCACUGUGGUUUUGCACGGAAAAUCAGGAAUCGGGAAAUCCGCUUUGGCCCAAAGGGUCCUGCAGUGCUGGGCGCAGGGUGAACUCUACCAGGUCAGGUUCUCCUACGUCUUCUUCCUCCGUGCCAGAGACAUGCAGUGCAUGAGGGAGAGCAGCUUUGCAGAGUUAAUUUCUGGAGAGUGGCCAGACUCCCCAGUUCCAAUGAUGGAGAUCAUGUCCCAACCAGAAAGGCUCUUGUUUAUUGUUGACGGUUUUGAUGACCUGCACUUCGCCUUGCAAGAUGACGAUGCGAGUCUCUGUGAAGACUGGGCAGUCAAGCGCCCCCCGUCUGUUCUAAUGCGUAGUCUGCUAAAGAAAGUGCUGCUCCCAGAGUCCUCGCUGAUGAUCACCGUCAGAGACACGGGCAUAGAGAAGCUCAAAUCCAUGCUCACGUCGCCCUGUUACCUGCUCGUGGGGGGCAUCUCCGUGGAGAAGAGGGUCCAGCUGCUCCUUCGGCACAUGAAAAACGAGCAUCAGAAAACACAAGCCUUGCAUGCCGUGGCCGACAGCCGCUCGCUGCUGGACGCGUGCCAAGUCCCCGUCUUGGGGUCACUCAUCUGUGAGGCUUUGAACCUACAGGAGGCGUGUGGAGAACGCCUUUCCCCUCCCUGCCACACUCUCACAGGCUUGUACACUACGUUCGUGUUCCACCAGCUCGGCCCGCGAGACGCCUCCCGGCGCCGUCUCAGCCAGGAUGAGACUGCCGUCUUGAGGAGCCUGUGCCUCCUGGCUGUGCAAGGCGUGUGGCACAGGAAGUUUGUGUUCUAUGCGGAUGACCUCCGCGCCCAUGGACUGCGGGAGUCUGAGCUCUCUGCUCUGCUUCACACAGACCUCCUCCUCCAGGACGGCCGCCAGGAGAGGUGCUGCUAUUCCUUCCUGCACAUCAGCCUGCAGGAGUUUUGUGCUGCCCUGCACUACGUUCUAGAAGGACUGGAGACAGGGAGUCAUCCCUGCCUUGUGCUCAUGCAGGGGUUGGCGGCGCUCCGACCAGCGGGCUCCGACUCCCACCUGCACCAGAUGAAGCGGUUCUUGUUCGGCCUCAUGAGCAAAGAGGGGACGGGGGCUCUGGAGGUCCUGCUCGGGUGCUGUGUCCCCCGGGCACUGAAGCGGGGGCUUCUGAGCUGGAUCUCUCUGCUGGGGCGACAGCCAGGCACCUGCACCCUGCCGGACUUGCUGGAUGCCUUCCACUGCCUUUUUGAGACUCAGGACGAGGAGUUUGUCCGCUUGGCAUUGGACAGCUUCCAGGAAGUUUGGCUUCCGAUAGGGCACCGGACGGACGUGCUGGUGUCCGCCUUCUGUCUGCAGCGGUGCCGGUAUUUGCAGAGAAUCCACAUCGAAGUCCCACAGAGCCUCUCGAAGGAUGAGUUCUCCGAUGCACAGCCCCUCAUUCCCCAAGGGAUGCCAGCCAAGACCCUUGCUGCUGAGUGCUGGGAAAGUCUCUGCAUCGUGCUCAGCACCCACCCAAGCCUGCGGGAACUCUACCUGAGCGGCAGCGUCCUGAAUGAACAGGCCAUGAAGACCUUGUGCAUCAAGCUGAGGCAGCCAACAUGUAAAAUACAGAAUCUGAUAUUUAAAGAUGUGCAGGUUCCCCUGGGCCUUCGUCAUCUCUGGAUGGUUCUCAUUACCAACCAUAACAUGAAAUACCUGAACUUGGAGAGCACUCGCCUGAAGGAGGCCGACCUGAUGAUGGCGUGCCAAGCGCUGAGACACCCGAGCUGCUUGCUGGAGUCGCUGAGGUUGGAUCACUGUGGACUAACUCCCGCCUGUUGCCUGGUGAUCUCCCAGAUCCUUAUUACAUCCAUCAGCCUAAAAUCUCUCAGCCUGGUAGGAAAUAAGUUGGCGACCCAGGGUGUAAAGGCUCUCUGUGAGUCCUUGACAGCCUCGCAGUGCACUCUGCAGAAGCUGAUACUGGGGAACUGUGGCCUCACAGCUGCCGACUGCCGGGACCUGGCCUCCGCCCUCAUCAGCAACCAGAGUUUGACGCACCUGUGCCUGUCAAGCAACAGCCUGGGGCGCGAAGGCGUGAAUCUGUUGUGUCGCGCCAUAAAGCUGCCCAGCUGCGGGCUACAGAGGCUGAUACUAAAUGAGUGCAACCUGGAUGUCGCCGGCUGUGGCUUUCUUGCGUUCGCCCUUAUGGGCAACAAACGUCUGACACAUCUGAGCCUCAGCAUGAACCCUGUGGAAGAUGAUGGGAUGAACCUUCUCUGUGAGGUCCUGAUGGAACCAUCUUGUCACCUCCAGGACCUGGAGAUGGUUAAGUGUCACCUCACGGCCACCUGCUGCAAGAAGCUGUCCUGCGUGAUCACGAGGAACAAACACUUGAAGAGCCUGGAUCUGGCUGUGAAUGCCCUGGGAGAUGACGGCAUCAUGGCGCUGUGCGAGGGGCUGAGGCACCGGAGGGCUUCUGUGUGGAGGCUGGGGUUGGAAGCGUGUGGACUGACUUCUGGUUGCUGCGAGGCCCUCGCCACGGCCGUCCUCGGCAGCCAGUGCCUGACCAGCUUGAAUCUGAUGCGGAACGAUCUCAGCCCUGAAGGAAUGACAACGCUGUGUCUGGCCCUCGCGCAGCCCACAUGCAACCUACAGAUAAUCGGGUUGUGGAAAUGGCAAUAUCCCACUCAAACAAGGAAGCUGCUAGAGGAGGUCCAACGACAAAAGCCACAGAUGAUAAUUGGUGACAGCUGGUAUUCUACCGAUGAAGAUGACCGGUACUGGUGGAAAAACUGAAAACAAGAACUGCCCCCCACCGACACACACACACGCGCUCUGAUGGAGGAACAUAAAAGCAGUCUUCUGGGGCAAGCUGUACCCAGGAGCUCCCUCUCAGAAAUGGAAUACGAGUUCCGGUUCUCACGAAACCCUCACUGGUGACCAUUCUCAUAUGUCCCAUGUAAUUCACUUAUUGCAUUUGCCUCCAACAUAGGCUUUGAUGUUCUGACCCUAGGAUCUCAGUGUCUAUGACAUGUCUGUCCUACCUCAGGCAUGUGAAGAAAACCAAAUAAAAUAAGCACUGGGCGCAUUUAGGGAAUAAGCACCUCAUGACCUUGAGCAGUGGGGAUAUGAUCCAGGGGAAGAGUGGGAGGACUUAGGUCCUAAGAGAGGCCCCCAGAUGUGGCUGAUACAAGCCUGUUGGUGUUAGAAAAAAUUAAAGCACAAUCUGAAAGGCAAAGGGUGGUGUGAGCAUCACUCUCUCGACAUAAACGAAUGAAAUGC
This is a messenger RNA of Mustela lutreola (European mink), 3873 nucleotides long. It is a transcript of the gene NLRP5, whose product is annotated as NLR family pyrin domain containing 5. The coding region runs from base 1 to 3387 and encodes 1128 amino acids. Gene Ontology annotation, molecular function: protein binding. Gene Ontology annotation, cellular component: cytosol; cell cortex; nucleus. The transcript has 11 exons. Gene Ontology annotation, biological process: regulation of inflammatory response. Lineage: Eukaryota; Metazoa; Chordata; Mammalia; Carnivora; Mustelidae. The record is from RefSeq and is a predicted model, not a curated record.